ACUGUCAGUCGUCAGCGGAGUUGUUCCGGGCUAGUCCCGACCCAGGACACAAGGAACUUCCCAAUUGCCAAUUUCCGGGCAUCAAAGAGGCUAGUUCUGUUUGCGAGCUUGGAGGAAUGUCUGAGGCCGCGCGAACGCUUCAGCUCAUAAACCACAGGCAGCCGAAGCCAGCCCAGCCUUGCUGCGCGGGCAAGCAGGUCUCCCACCCCGCUUCCGGUCCUGAGGCUACGCUGGUACACAUGCGCACAUGUUCCGACACGUUCCCCUUAGGAAGUGAGGCCUGAGAGGCGGAGCCGUGUUGAGGUGCCUGGGCGAUGAGGUCAUUCUUCAGAUGUAGCGUUGUGUCCCCGCCCCUCCACGCUCUUUCACCCAAUGACACAAGAGCCAGGUUCCUGCUGUCUUCGUUUCAGUCCUAACGGUAGCAGCGCGGCGCUGGUUUCGGCGCAAGCGCACACAGACACGCGCACACGCACGCAGCGCCCGGGGCGGUGGUUGGAGGCUCCGGACGCAGUGGACUUGGGGAUCGGGCGGGCGCGACGAUGGGCGAGGCCGACACUCCUUCCUUCGAGAUGACCUGGAGCAGCACGACUAGCAGUGGCUAUUGCAGCCAGGAGGACUCGGACUCCGAGCUCGAGCAGUACUUCACGGCGCGUACCUCGCUGGUCCGCAGGCCGCGGCGGGACCAGGAUGAGCCUGUAGAAUGGGAGACACCUGAUCUUUCUCAGGCUGAAAUUGAGCAGAGGAUCAAGGAGUACAAUGGCCAGAUCAACAGCAACCUCUUCAUGAGCCUGAACAAGGAUGGAUCCUACACAGGCUUCAUUAAGGUUCAGCUGAAACUGGUGCGCCCUGUCUCAGUACCUUCUAGCAAGAAACCACCUUCUUUACAGGAUACCCGGCGGGGCCCAGGGCGCAACACAGCUGUGAGGCGCCGCACUUCCUUUUACCUGCCUAAGGAUGCUAUCAAGCAUCUGCAUGUUCUGUCACGCACACGGGCACGUGAGGUCAUUGAAGCCCUGUUGCGCAAAUUCUUGGUGGUGGAUGAUCCCCGUAAAUUUGCACUCUAUGAACAAGCUGAACGGCAUGGCCAAGUGUACUUCCGGAAACUGUCAGAUGAUGAGCAGCCCCUGAAGCUACGGCUUCUUGCAGGGCCCAGUGAGAAGGCCUUGAGCUUUGUCCUGAAAGAGAAUGAUUCUGGGGAAGUGAAUUGGGAUGCCUUCAGCAUGCCUGAACUACAUAACUUCCUGCGAAUCCUGCAACGGGAAGAAGAAGAACACCUCCGCCAGAUCCUGCAGAAGUACUCUCAUUGCCGCCAGAAGAUCCAGGAGGCCCUGCACGCCUGUCCCUUGGGGUGACCUUUUGUACUCUUGGGUGGCAGGAGGAAAAUAGGCAGUGCCAAGAGUGUGCCGUGUGAGUGUGACAGGGCGCAUGGGGCCUAAGGAAUGAGUGUGCAUGGAGGCCCUCCUCUGUUGGGGUGAAUGAGCCCAGAGAACAGCGAAGGAGCUAGCCGUCUACCAGUGGGUAUAUCAGGGCAUGCCUCUGUAUCUCUCUGCCCUUCACAUACUGGGUCAUACUCUCCAGGCUUACAGCAGGGGUAGGGCAGAAGUCUCCUUAAUUUGUGUCUCAGCUGUGAGAAUCUUGGACAACCAACACAGCAAGGUUAUGUUUGUAGGGAUGAGAGUACUUAUCUAUAGAGAGAUUAUUUGGGGUCUUGGAUGAAGUCUCAGGAUAGCUCUAUCAGAGCCAAGAGUGACUGACUGCUCAUAAUAAAGCAGGCAGUGAGGUAGAGUCUGGGUUUCCCUCUAUAGUGCCUUCUGACUUAUAUACACAUACCCUGAGGUCAGGGAGGGCUGGCAGUGAAGCAACAGUGCCUCAGCUCCUCUUAUGGAGGAUAUUGCUGGAUCAGACCCAUUGUUUGCCAAAGCUCAGAUAUUUUUGAUGGAAGUGUAUGAAUGUAUGUAAUGUUUUGUGGCCUCAACUGAAUGCCUCCUGUGGGGAAAGGGAUGGGGGUUACUGUCAUCAUCAGGGCCUGAGGCCUGAGAGAAUUGGCUGAAUAAAGAUUUAAGAAUCUUA
Molecule: messenger RNA, 2070 nt
Organism: Nannospalax galili (Upper Galilee mountains blind mole rat)
Lineage: Eukaryota; Metazoa; Chordata; Mammalia; Rodentia; Spalacidae
Gene: Rassf1
Product: Ras association domain family member 1
Exons: 5
Coding region: 540-1352 (270 amino acids)
Biological process (GO): Ras protein signal transduction
Cellular component (GO): nucleus; microtubule cytoskeleton
Source: RefSeq, a predicted model, not a curated record